Talaromyces rugulosus is the source of this 2049-nucleotide messenger RNA. RefSeq lists its product as uncharacterized. Bases 1 to 2049 code for a protein of 682 amino acids. The record is from RefSeq and is a predicted model, not a curated record. Lineage: Eukaryota; Fungi; Ascomycota; Eurotiomycetes; Eurotiales; Trichocomaceae. The transcript is spliced from 6 exons. Gene Ontology annotation, biological process: DNA-templated transcription. Gene Ontology annotation, molecular function: DNA binding; zinc ion binding.
AUGUCGUUCAAACGCAACCAUGCUCAAACUGUCAGUCAAGUGGAAGCAAGUGUGAGGUUGUUCCCUCGCGACGCGGACGGUGAGAGUGUAUCUCCUGAUAGUUUGUUUACUGGUGGUUCUGACAAGAUCUUGGGCAGAUAUCCACGCAAGUCACGAGAGCAACGUGCGUCCGUAGGGACAUCCAUGCCAGAACCUGAUAGUAACACUGGCCAUAUUGAUGCUAGUUCAACUUCAGUGCAAAUUGUGCAGGCCUCACCAUCUGGUACUGGCAGCAGUGCCAGCGUGGAUCCCGAGUCCGCAUCUAACCACCACGUCCCAACCCCGGAGAGAGGGAACACGUUCUUUUUUGGGGAGUCAAAUCUCCUUACAUACGUGACUGGACCACCUUCUGGGAGCGAUCCAGCUGGUAAUGCAGAUUUUGCAAACAAACAGCGACUGUCUUAUCCUUUGUCAACCACUCCGCGCGGACACAUGGAGAACACAACAUGCGACUAUGUUGAACCAACCCGAGAAAACUACUUGCGACAGAAUGGCGCCUUCAAUUUUCCAGAACCUGAAAACUGCCUCCCGGCAAUCAGAGCUUAUUUUGCUUGGUUUCAUCCCUGUUUUCCCAUUCUUGACCGAGCCGAGGUUGCUCACCGAAUUAACACAAGGGAUAUUUCGCCACUCUUACUACAAGCUUUACUGUUCAUUGGCACCAACUAUUCCGAUGAGCGAUCUGUAUUGUUAAUGGGAUUCAAGGAUCGUUCCGAAGCCAAAUCUUUAUUGUAUAAUCGGGCAAAAUUACUUUUCGAAGCCGAUUGGGAGCAAGAUAACAUCACAACACUACAAGCUUUAUUCCUUAUGAGUUUUUGGCGAGGCAGUCGGAGUACAGCUCGAGAUGUUCGCUAUUGGCUAGGAGUAGCAAUUACUGAAGCGCAGUUGUGCGGUCUCCAUCGAUCGACACGCUUUACGACGCGAAACAAUCGAACAGCGCGGCUGCGUCGAAGAAUCUGGUGGUCCAUAUAUGUUCGUGAGCUACAAUCGUCUUCGUCGCUUGGCUUACCACGGCGGAUCAGAGAUGAAGACUGCGAUAUCGAGCCGCUCACAGCUGGCGAUCUAGAGGAAGACUAUGAUGGGUCUAUUGCAUCUUCUUUUGGUAGAUGUGAGCCUGAGCAUGUAGUUUAUGUCUUGAAGAUGACGCACAUGGCUCGACUGCUCGGAAGGGUGGUUGACAUUCAGUUUGCGCCGAAGCGCCAAUAUGCAACCACGACAGAAGAUUUAGAGACAGUUAAACAAGAAUUGGAAGAAUGGAAAGACACCUUACCAGUUGGUAUGCGCCCAGGGGCUAGUGAAGGAAAUGUCUCUGUGUGGUCCAGCUUACUACACUUGUCAUACAGUCACCUACGGAUCUUGAUUCAUCGAAAUGGCUUUCUGCGGAAUCAGAGAGCUCAAGACGAUCGAGACAAGCAAGCUGCCACUGCUGCCGCAAACCAAAUCAGCAGGAUUGCAGAGGAUAUGCUUUCACAGCAAACCAUCCAAUACGGCCAAAUGCAUCUUAUCACCGGGUUAUUUGCAGCGCUCUGUAUACAUGUCAUCAACAUCCGAACAACCGACGGUGUAAAUAAGCGAUUAGCAGAAAACCGUGCUCAAAUAUGCUUGCUAGGGCUGAAUGAGAUCCAAAAGUAUUGGCGAGUUAACAACCUUGUUCUCGACUUCUUCUUUCAAUACCUAGAUGAUUCCACUGCUAGAAUCCUACUCGCUGCCGACACCGAACGCCAGGGGUUCGGAAAGGCUUCUAUCGCCUCGUCUGCACGACAUCCAGACAUGCUCACAGAAAGUGGAGGCCCUACAGUGCCUCAGAAUGCAACUCAAAUCACGCCCCAGGAAAACCCGAUGUCAUUCCCAUCAUCGACUGCAGAUGCGCCUGGACCUCCGGAGGAUCAAUAUUGGAAUUUCGUACGGAUGAAUUGGGAGGGUGAUGAGAAUAACCCUGCGAAUAGCGACCUCGGUUUUCUUUGGGAUGCGCAACUUUAUGCUAACCUGGAUUUCCUCGAGAAAUGUAUAUGA